AUGCCGGAGCUCCUUUUUUUACUUAACUAUAGUUGAAGUUUUAGUAAAAGUUUCUAUAUACAGUAUUAAAAACAUACAUUUUACUUUGUUUUUGUCCUUGUUGAUAAGAUUGUUUCGAAUUCCGCGAAAUGCAUGCUGGGUAAUAUGCUAACUAGCUGGCUUGGAUGUGUGCAGUGAGAGCGAGGAGACGGAGAUGCGCUCUGUGCAAAGUGCUGCUGUGUCCUUUUCAGCAUUUUUGGUAAAGUAAAAAAAUGGCAUCAGAAGACCUGCUGGCUCAGAGAAACAAACUCCAGCAUCAGAUUCUGGCUCUGGAGCAAACUCUGGGCAAUGACCAAAACAUUGUAGACCUCCUGUCUUCAGACAACGACAGUGCUGAGGAGUCUGAUGACAGUGGACACGCACAGGACAAUGUUGCACACGAGAACCUGGAAGCAGAACGACAGCAAAUACAGAAGGAGAUAGAAGAGUUGGAGAGAACCCUUGGUGCAGACGCAGCUCUGGUGGAUGCCCUGACAGACAGCGAACAUGGCAGUGUAAUAGAUUCUGGUGGUGAGAAGAGUGAUGACGAUUUGGAUCUUCCUCAAGAUUUGGAAACCUGUCUUCAGAUGAAUUUGGUUUAUCAGGAAGUGCUGAAAGAAAAACUAGCUGACUUGGAGAAGCUUCUUAAAGAAAACCGGGAACAGCAGAAAGAUCUUGAGGAGCAGCUCUCUGGUCCUUCAUACGUCAAUCCUGGCCUCCCUCAUCUUAAACUGUUCCUUGGCAGCUUUAUGAAACCGUAUUUCAAAGACAAGCUGACUGGUUUGGGACCUCCAGCCAAUGAAGAAACUAAGGAGAGGUUGACUAACGGGACGAAGCCAUGUGACGAAAAAACAAUAAGGAGAUGGGAGCCAUGGCAAAAAACAUUGCUUAUCAACUCCGUAGUUACAGACACGAUGAAACGCAUGCUGCAGCCCAAACUCUCAAAGAUGGAGUACUUAACUGCAAAGAUGGCUAAAGCAAAAGAGCCUGAGAAAGAAGAACUACAAAACCAAAUUACUCUCUUGGAGAAAGACAUAGAACGAAUAAGGUCAUUGAAGGAAGAUCAGCUGUAUGGGGAUCGCAAUGGUGAUCAUGAUUGGGACAAAAUAGCGAAUAUUGAUUUUGAGGGCUUCCGGCAACCUGAUGAUUUGAUGAGAUUCUGGCAGAAUUACUUGCAUCCCUCCAUUAACAAAUCAACCUGGAAUCAGGAAGAGAUUGCGAAGCUGGCAGAAGUUGCAGAAAAGCAUAAUUACUGCCACUGGGACCAAAUAGCAGAAUCACUUGGGACCAAUAGGACAGCGUUCAUGUGCUUCCAGACAUAUCAGCGCUACAUCUCUAAAUGUUUUAGAAAGAGAGCAUGGACUAAAGAGGAGGACCAGGUGUUCAGAGAUCUUGUGGACAAGAUGAGGAUCGGCAGCUUCAUACCAUAUACUCAAAUAUCAUACUUUAUGGAAGGACGUGAUAGUUCCCAGCUCAUCUACCGUUGGACGUGUGUUCUGGAUCCUUCCAUAAAGAAGGGACCUUGGACAAAAGAGGAAGACCAGUUACUGCUGAAGGCUGUAAAGAAGUAUGGCUGCAAGGAGUGGUGGAAAAUUCGCUUAGAAGUCCCUGGGAGGACAGACAACGCAUGUCGAGAUAGAUAUCUGGAUUGCCUUCGAGAUGAUAUAAAGAGAGGUGCCUGGAGCGAUGAAGAAGUGGAACUGCUGAAACAACUGGUAGAAAAACAUGGUGUUGGAAAAUGGGCUAAGAUUGCCUCUGAAAUUCCAAACCGCGUUGACAGCCAGUGUUUAAACAAGUGGAAAUGGAUGAUGCAGCUUGCUAAUAGAAAAGGUAAAAGGAAAAGAAGAAGGAGGAAGACAUCAGCAAGUGGUGCGCCGCAGUUGAAGAGGAGGCGUUUGCGUCGGAAAAAGGUCAGCAAAGAAGAGUUUGGGACUGAAAGCGACACCUCCGAAGAUGAAAAGGAACAAGUGCCGUACAUGGACGAUGUCGUUGAAGAGGAAGCAGUAGUAGAAGAAAAUGUCUCGGUAGAUGAGGACUGUAGAUUAGAGUACGUCCAGCCAGAUAUGAAGGAGUGGAUUCCAGCACGGAGGAACAAUCUGGGACAUUCUUUUGGAAAUCUGAAAACCACAUGGGUAAGAUUGCCAACUGAGGCAGAAGGGUGUGACAGCGGUUCUGUACACAUCACUGUGCUGGACAAAUUGGGGAACGCUGUUAAGACUUACGUCGGUAUGGAGCCACCUGCUUUGCAAAAAUGGAACUCAAGCAAUGAGCAUGCCAUGAUCAUGGUGUCUGAAUGUGACAUUAAAAGCAUGCUGAUUAGCAUGAAAGCAUCUGUCAUUAAAGCGAGGACACCAAAAACCAAAACAAGCUCAUCUUCAUGUACAAAUCAGAACAGUGCCGAAACCAACGAGGAGGUGGAUAAGAGUAAAAUGGAAAGCGGUCAGAGAAAAAGGCAGAAACCUAUUACCAAAGCUGUAGCCACCAAACAACUGAACUAUGAUCUCAUGUUAGCCAUCACUCCAUGGGUUGGCAAUGUGGUAAUGCCUUUAUCUUUCAGAGAGAGGCAGGUUUGUGAAGCGGACGUUGUUCGAAAUAGAGCAGCAGAUGUUCCGCUUUUAGUAUCACCAGUGUUUUUGUUUUUUCUGCAGGCCCUAAAAGUUGAUGUUGAUGGCUGCAAGAAAGUUAUUGAAGCCCGCAAAAACAAAGUGUCCAUGACACCAGGACCUGAAUCAAGACCGGAUUCAGUCAAGAAGCCCACUACAGGUUCCCGUCGCCGUGGUAACACCGUAGCGGACUUACUUGCCAAAAGAACGGAGCAAAGGAAACGUUAUAGGUCCCUUCAGUCCCCUGUGUUUGUCGACUCUUUGUUGUUUCCGCAGACAGCCAAAAUUGCAAUUCCUCGAAGGCCUCAGCCACAAAAGAAAACAAAACAGGUCAUGCAACCUGUUAAUCAGAAGCAAAAUGCUGCUGUGAUACCCCAGACUUUUGCCACUUCACAUAAUGUGACACAGGGAAUUUUACCUCUUCUACAGUUAAGUGAUACAUCAAAAAAUUAUCCACCUGUAGUCCUCCUAGCAAUGCCAGUAAAUUCUGGGGGUGCCACAGAGUCAGCAUCAUGUCCCACAACCUCAGCGUCCACAACUAAACCACCUACAGAGACAGUAGAGAAUGUGAGCGCCCCAAAACGCAAGCACAAACCCACAAUAAAAGCUCAAGCGUUGAUGGAAAAUAAAAGAGACAAGCUCUCCAAGAAAAAGCAGCUGGAAAAAAACAAAAGCCGAGCAGCUGCAAAACAACAAAAGGGAAGUGUACCCCAGACAGUGACUGUACUACCACAAACUACAGCCUGGAUUGUCACUCCUGCUGGUUUAAUGCCUGUUGCUGGAAUUCAGGUGCAAGCCCCUGGCAUCUCUGGUCCCCAAAACAAUCUUCAGAUGGUAUUUCAACCACCUGUCAUAGUCAACCCGAGUACUUCUGUUACACUUGAUGAUGGCUUGAAACUAAGCAAUCCAGCACCGGAUAUACCCGGAAAUAAUAUUAUAUCUCAGACUUCUGGAUCGAAUCGUGGUGAAAACUCUAGACCUUCCUCUGUCUCGGAUAACACUAACGUCUCCUCAUUUCCCUCUUCUUCUAACUUCCCCAGUGUCAAUUCUGGUGCUGUCGCAAAGAAACCUGGUGUUCUUCAAGCUCUAUCUGGCACAAAUAUGCCAACAUCUAUUACAGGAUCUGUAGCCCAAGUUACUUCUUUUGAAACUGCAUGUCAUGAAAACAAACCUGUGACUACCACGAACCCCAUGUCCUCUCUGGUUCGUGAUUCAUCCUCCAGUGUGGGAGCUAGUCAAAACCUUACAGAAUCGUGUAUUUCAGAUACAACCGACAGCAUUCCCAAAGUUUAUGCUGCCACAAGCACAUGUGUUCCUUCUGCCCAUCCCUUGAACAUUUCUGUUUCUGGUACUGUUUCAGGUCCUCAAAGCCAACAUCAUGUUUCUGAAGUUCAACCAAUCAUAGUAAACCAAAAUGGCUCUUUGGCCCCCAUAAACCCUUCAGGAGCCUGCCUAAUUAAUAAUGCACCUUUGACUCCUACUGCAAAUUUUACUAGGGUUUUAACUAACUCUACGUCACCUAAUAUCAGUGUUGCAGAACCCUGCUUAAUUAAAAAUGCCACGCCAACUUCUACUGCAAAUGUACCUCCACCUAACUCUACCAUAACUAAAAUCGAUAUGACUGUACCACCAUAUUCUACAAACAGCCCUGCUACAUCUUCAUCUUAUUUAAUAAUCCCCACUUCUGCAUCCCCCUCUGUGUUAAAUGCAAUUCCACCAUCCAGUAUUGUGAACAGUUCUGUUCCAAUCAGUGUAGGUGGCCAUCCAACAGAUCAGUUGUGUGUUAAUCCAGCUAUCACUCCUAUGAACACUAAUUGUCAAUUUCCGCCUCAGACUAUGGUGCAGCAGAUGACGUCCCAAGCCAAAAAGCAACCUGUUCAGGGAGAAGUUACCACACCUAAUCCCACACCAAAACCAAUUACUUUUGAUCCUAGCUUGAUGUUCCUUGAGCCACCAAGCCAAGUCAAUAAUUGGAGAAGGGGGAUGGGUGGAAUUAUACUGCCUAAUCUGAAAGACAAAAUACCUUAUCUUCCCCCAUUUGUUAGCAGUAUCAAUACACUGACCACCUUGCUUAAAGGACGAGAUUCUUUGUUGAUGUCAGCAGUACAGCUCCUACCCGAAGAACACAGAGAUUCCAGUGACGAUGAAGCCAAGAUAGCUGCUGUCCGUAAGAUAGUGUCUGAGAGGUUUAAAACCAACCAAGCAUAUUUGCUUAUGAAGGCUCGCUUCUUGUCAUGCUUUACCUUGCCUGCCCUCUUGGCCACUAUCAAUCCCAACAAAGAGUCGACUGAUGAUCUGGAUCAGGAAGAUGAUAUGGACAAAGUCGAGCCCAAACUAUUUGGAGAUGAAGCUCAACCACUGGGGUCUCUGCUCAACGUGGAAGAAGGUGAAUUAACAGCAACACAGUUUCCUGGGGUUGAACCAAGGAAUGACAAUCAUAUAAGUGCUACAAUAUAAUAAUAAUAAUAAUAAUAAGUAUUAUGUACAAAUAUAAAUGUUUAUUACUAGCAGCAAUUUAUUUGUAUAAUGUUUUGCCUGUGUGACUGUUCAGCUAAACAUCUUCUUAAAUAUCAAGUUUGAAAACAUGUAAUGUAUUUGUUCCCUGAGAAAUAUAAUACUUGAGUAUAUAAAAGGUACAUUACAAAUUAUUUCUUGCAAUA
Clarias gariepinus (North African catfish) is the source of this 5281-nucleotide messenger RNA. It is a transcript of the gene snapc4, whose product is annotated as small nuclear RNA activating complex, polypeptide 4. The transcript is spliced from 25 exons. NCBI's taxonomy places the organism in Eukaryota, Metazoa, Chordata, Actinopteri, Siluriformes, Clariidae. Bases 252 to 5078 code for a protein of 1608 amino acids. The record is from RefSeq and is a predicted model, not a curated record.